Molecule: messenger RNA, 990 nt
Organism: Nematolebias whitei (Rio pearlfish)
Lineage: Eukaryota; Metazoa; Chordata; Actinopteri; Cyprinodontiformes; Rivulidae
Gene: unc119a2
Product: unc-119 homolog b (C. elegans)
Exons: 5
Coding region: 216-944 (242 amino acids)
Biological process (GO): nervous system development; negative regulation of caveolin-mediated endocytosis; negative regulation of clathrin-dependent endocytosis
Cellular component (GO): centrosome; spindle pole; spindle midzone
Molecular function (GO): lipid binding
Source: RefSeq, a predicted model, not a curated record
AGAAAGCGACGCGCCGCGUCCCCCUCAGAGUCCGCGGCGAUCCACGCGCACGACCCGGAGCGGAGACACGGUCGGGACAUCCAGACCGAGCGGAUUUAUUCAGCAAAGGAUAAACAGGCUGCCACUUCGCAUUCUCUGACGGAGAGGUUUAACAUCUUGGAAGCCGGGGUUAGGUGACGGGGGAGGAGGAGGAGGAGGAGGAGGAGGCGCGGAGAAUGAGCUAUUCUUGUACCAGCAGAGGCAACAGCCACGACCCGUCACCGAGCACCGACCGGGCCAGGAGCAGCGACAGCACCGGGAGCGGCAGCCCCACGAUGAAGGUGAAGAAAGGCUGCAACCCCACCGAGGUGCUGGUGGGGGUCCCGGCGACCACCGAGGAGGAGCUGCAGGCGAGGACGGCCAUCAGUCCGGAGGAUGUGAUGGGCUUGCAGAAGAUCACGGAGAAUUAUCUGUGCGGCCCGGAGGAGAACAUUUACAAAAUCGACUUCACAAGGUUCAAGAUCAGAGACAUGGAGACCGGCACUGUGCUGUUUGAAAUCACCAAACCUCCAACCACAGAUAAAGCAGGAGAGAAGCGAGACGUUGACCCAAACGCCGGACGCUUCGUCCGUUACCAGUUCACUCCCGCUUUCCUCCGACUGCGGCAAGUUGGAGCCACAGUUGAGUUCACAGUCGGAGAUAGGCCGAUAGAAAACUUCAGGAUGAUUGAGAGACAUUAUUUCAGAGAAAGGUUGCUGAAAAGUUUCGACUUUGAGUUCGGCUUCUGUAUGCCGAGCAGCAAGAACACCUGUGAACACAUCUACGAAUUCCCACCUCUGUCCGAGGACAUGAUCAGAGAGAUGGUCCUCCACCCGUACGAGACGCAGUCCGACAGCUUCUACUUUGUGGAUGAUAAGCUGGUGAUGCACAACAAGGCGGACUACUCGUACAACGGUGGGACGUAGAAACUACACACCCACGUGAGAGACAGGAGGACUUUUGGACUUAUCU